CCCAGACUCUGUUCCCUUACCUCUGAUCGAAUCCACGUUCCACCGGUUGACAUAGCUACGAUGGAGCCCACGGCACUUGAGAUGUCCAAGAUGGAACGUAGAAGCUCCGCGGCUGUUAAGAGAAGGGUUAGCAGGGCGUGCGAUCAUUGCCACCGCAUGCGUACUCGUUGUAAUGGACAGGCGCCAUGCUCCAGGUGUAUAGAGCUUGAAUAUGUUUGCCAGUACAACAGAGAAAAGAAACGGCGUGGAAAGGUACCAAGACACAUCCAGAAACAAAGAGAAGCAGAGGUAGCUGCAUCACGCAGUCCACAGACACCAAACGAACUUCAAGUCGUGUCAAAUGGUCUCUUCGAGAGGCCUGGUGUCGUGACUGAGAUCGAGGAUGAAGGCUGGUCACGAUCAGAACCAACGCCAGUGACGCAACAUUUCGUCUCUGACGGCAAGGGCAACCUGCACAACCCUCCUCCUGGAGAAUGGCAAAGCUUCAAUACUGGCGCACCCUUCAAUCCACCAGUAACACACAUGAUGAUCGAUCCAUUAUUGCUAGGCUCCAUGCAAGCCGAAAUGCCACGCAACGAAGAGCUUAUGUACGCCAUGAAUGGAUUGGCAUCAAUGCCAGCAGAGUAUGCAAAUGUAGGGUAUCCGAUUCCGUUCCAAGCACCUCGACCAUCAUCACCACCGCACAGUUAUGGCUCAGCAGACACUGGAUCGCCGCAGUCCGGAGUCAGCGUCAACUCAUCACAAGCUGGUGCAAUAGUGUGCAGGUAUCCGGUCUUGAAGCCUCUCUUUCCACACCUGGGUGCCAUCAUGAGCGUCUCGACUGCCUGCGACCUUCUUGAAUACUACUUCCAAAGCUCAUCGUCAGUCUUCAUGGAGCCAGUGUCACCAUACAUUCUAGGGACCGUCUUCAGAAAACGAUCUUUCUUGCGUCAGCACAAACCAAGGAAGUGCAGUCCUGCUUUACUUGCCAGCAUGCUCUGGGUCUCUGCACAGACGAGCGAGGCUACUUAUCUGACUUCUUCGCCAUCAGCAAGAGCUAUUAUAUGUCAGAAGCUGUGGAAGCUGACGGUCGAUCUACUCAAGCCCUUAGUUCAUUCAACUUCCUCACAUGGUUUUGCUCCUGGUCGUGGCGGAGUCACCUCAGCAGCACAUGACUCAUUCAACGUGGAACGAACGAUAGGACGAUACGAUGGACGAAUGGAUGGCGCCAUGCCACCUACCAGUAAUCUUGACGACGUAGCGACAUACCUCAACUUGGGAGUGGUGACUUCAGCAAGCGAGUACAAGGCAGCGUCGCUUCGAUGGUGGAACGCUGCAUGGUCACUGACACGAGAGCUCAAAUUGGGAAGAGAAUUGCCAACGGAUCCCGCGAAAGAGCGCAGUGGACACACAAAUGAGAACGGCGAUAUAGAUGUGGGCACACCGGCUGCAGCUCUUGUGGAAGAGAUGAAGGAGGAAAGACGAAGGCUGUGGUGGCUACUCUACAUGAUCGAUCGCCAUCUGGGACUCUGCUACAACCGACCUUUGGCCAUGCUAGACAAUGAGUGCGAGGAUCUUUUCCAACCUGUUCCAGAUACAGUGUGGCAAGCCGGCGAAUUCUAUACUGGUCACUCAGGACCGAGAAAGAAGGGCCUUAACUUUCAAUGCACUUCGCAUGACGUCUUUGGCUUCUUCUUGCCGCUUAUGACGAUCCUGGGCGAUAUCGUGGACCUCAAUGCGCAAAAGAACCACCCGAGGUUUGGGCAGCGGACAUCCUGGGAGCUUCACGAAGCAGAAAUCACACAACAACUCGAAAACUACGCAUAUAGCAUCGAAGAUUUCAAGGCCCAACAUGGCUGUGGACAGAACGACGAUGUAAACCAAACAAAUGGUACACCUGACGCCGUACGCAUGGAAUGGAUCCAUCAGACACGGAAGAUUGCCGCUUACGCCACGCACAUCAUGCAUGUUCUGCACAUCCUGUUGCACGGAAAAUGGGAUCCUGUAGCACUACUUGAAGACGACAACAUGUGGAUCUGCUCGCCAUCUUUUCUUGCUGCUACAUCGAAUGCUAUAUCCGCUGCGCACGCAGUGGAGGAGAUACUGGAUCUUGAUCCCGAUCUUUCAUUUAUGCCAUAUCUUUUUGGCAUGUACUUGUUGCAAGGCAGUCUGAUCCUUCUACUGUUGGCAGACAAGUUAUCAACCGAGACCAACGAUGGAGUGAUCCGAGCUUGCGAGAUCAUUGUUCGAGCACAUGAGGCCGCAGUAGUCACACUCAACACAGAGUAUCAGAGAAAUUUUCGAAAGGUCAUGAUCUCGACACUAGCACAGAUCAAGGGCCACGGCCAUGCACGAGAGAUGACACCUGCGAAACGCCGAGAAGUACUUUCGCUGUACCGGUGGACCAGCCUAGGCAAUGGUCUUGCAAUCUGA
Molecule: messenger RNA, 2412 nt
Organism: Macroventuria anomochaeta
Lineage: Eukaryota; Fungi; Ascomycota; Dothideomycetes; Pleosporales; Didymellaceae
Product: transcriptional activator xlnR
Exons: 7
Coding region: 61-2412 (783 amino acids)
Biological process (GO): DNA-templated transcription; regulation of DNA-templated transcription
Molecular function (GO): zinc ion binding; DNA binding; DNA-binding transcription factor activity, RNA polymerase II-specific
Source: RefSeq, a predicted model, not a curated record